AUGAAAAGCUUUACUCAUAGUAUAUUGUUUUUAUUUAUUUUUUAUAUUAAAUUUACACUUGUUUUUAAUUCUUAUAAUUUAAAUUUGCCUUUAAGUCAUGUUCAGUACUAUUUUAACAGUUUUCCGGAAGAGAAAAAUAAGUGUUUACACGACAGUGAUUGUAUUUAUAAAGAUUAUUUAAAUCAUAAAUAUGGGAACUAUAAUGAAAAAGCAUGUUGGGGAUACGAAAAAAAUUGUGAUGUUAAAGAAAGAUUUUCUUCACCAAAGUGCCAGUCAAAAUUUAAAAUUGAAGGAAAAACUGCAUCGGAAAUAUUUUACCAACAAGCUGAUUUUGGUUAUGUUAAAGAACAGAUUAAUGAAUUAACUACAAUCUGUAGUGCGCGCAAUGAAAGUGAUUCAUUUCUUGAAUGUUCGAAAUACCUCAGAUUUUGUAAGGGUAAAAAUAUUUACAUUGAUUUAAGUGACAUAUCUAGAAACGGAAAACCUUUUCGAUAUAAAACCGACGUUUUGAAGUAUGGACAAAUAGGUGGUCAUUGCAAUCUUGAAAAACAAAAGUUAGAUAAAGAAAUCGAUCAGUUAGGAGCAUUGCAAUCUUGGGCACCAGAAUUGAGAUUUUUUAAAAGUACAGAAUUACCUUUAAAUGAAGAGGAAUGUGAUCUUAUAAUAGAUAAACCUACUAUUUUAAUGAAGCUAGACGCUCAGUCAAAUAUGUACCAUCAUUUCUGUGAUUUUUUUAACUUAUACUUAUCUUUACAUGUUAAUCAAACAUUCUCAAGUUUAUAUACAAAGGAUGUACAAAUUUUGCUAUGGGAGACGUACGAUUAUUAUGGUCCAUUUGGAGAAACAUUUAAUGCAUUUUCUGAUAAUUCAAUAUGGACUUUGAAGGACCUAAGCAGACAAAAGAUUUGUUUUAGAUCACUAUUAAUGCCUUUAUUACCUCGCAUGAUUUUUGGAUUAUAUUAUAACACUCCAAUAGUAAAUAAUUGCCGCAACAGUGGUUUAUUUAAAGCCUUUUCCGAAUUCAUCUUAUAUAGGCUAAAGAUACCCUUAGAGCUAUCCAUCAGUCCACCAAAAAUUCGAAUAACAUUUGUUAUACGAAAAACUAAAUAUCGGCGAGUACUUAAUGAAAAUGAAUUAAUAAAAGCUUUGAGAGACGAUUUAAAUUAUGUUGUUAAAGCGGUAUCAUUUGAGGCUAUAACUAGUUUUACAACUCAAUUAGAAGUAGUGCGAAAUACUGAUAUUUUAAUAGGAAUGCACGGAGCUGGUCUUACUCAUUUAUUGUUCUUACCAGAUUGGGCAACUAUUUUUGAAUUAUAUAAUUGUGGAGACCCAAAUUGUUAUAAAGAUUUGGCAAGGUUAAGAGGCAUCAAUUAUGCUACUUGGGAGGAUAAUUCCAAAUUAUAUCCUGAAGAUGAGGGAUCUCAUCCUGAUGGUGGAGCUCAUGAAAAAUUUACGAAUUACAAAUUUGAUAAGAAAGAGUUUUUACGGAUUGUUGUAAAGGCAGUGCAAGAAGUAAAAAAUCAUGAGUCGUACAAGGAGUUUAUUAAAAAACCACGUAUUGAAAAUUCACUUGAAGCCAAUAAAUACGAACUAUAAUCACUUUUAAAUGCAUAGGCAAUUAAAAGUAUAAAAGUGUAUAAACAUCUGCUUGUAUAGUGGAUAAGUGCGUUUUUUAAUAUCAUAUUAUGAAUAACAUUAUGUAUGUAGGUACCCUACAUAAAAUGAAAUAAUACUAACAGUGCCUAAUAUUUAUUGCAAUCUUUCAACUUGUAUUAAUUAUCAUCCUAAUGGUUUUUGCAAGCAUGAUUAAUAAAUAAUAAUAUUUACUAAAAAUCUUUUGUGAAUAAUACAAUAAAUUUGUUUUUAA
Messenger RNA from Condylostylus longicornis, 1867 nucleotides. It is a transcript of the gene Eogt, whose product is annotated as EGF domain-specific O-linked N-acetylglucosamine transferase. NCBI's taxonomy places the organism in Eukaryota, Metazoa, Arthropoda, Insecta, Diptera, Dolichopodidae. Gene Ontology annotation, molecular function: protein N-acetylglucosaminyltransferase activity. Bases 1 to 1596 code for a protein of 531 amino acids. The transcript has a single exon. Gene Ontology annotation, cellular component: endoplasmic reticulum lumen. The record is from RefSeq and is a predicted model, not a curated record.